UCAUAACCCUAAGCUUAACCCUAACCCAGAAACCCAAGCCCAAUAACCAAUCCUCACGCUCCUCAAACAGUUACACAACACACAGUCACACACUACUCUGAUUCCAAUUCCAAUCUUCAGUCCGUCUACUGGGUCUCCACCGUGCUUGUGUCCUCCAUCGGUGGUUCAACUCUCACCCUUUCACCACGUUCCCCACAGAAUCUCUUGCUCCCAUAGUCUCCUCUCCAGUUUAAAAGGCAUCAUGAUGCUCUGAAAUUGGAGAAGCCAAUUUAUUGAUUUGAAAGAUUAAUGGCAAUAUGACCAAUAACUCAACGGUCAUUUAGCAGGAAAAAGAUACUUCAAUCCAACAAGAUAUGAGGGCGUUUUUGGAGGCACUUUCGUUGUUACCAUUUUUUUGGAGUCUCCCUAAAAGGAUACUAUUGAAGAAUGUAUUGUUUAAGCAUUUGCAUGUCUAUAAAACAAUGCAGCAUAUUCUGAACCCAGUCCUGGAUGUAUCCAGGCUGCUUGCAAAGAAUGCAAUUCAACACUCAAAACAGAGAUGGUUAUUCCUCUACCAGUGAAGCCUGAAAGAUUGACGAAAUUUCUCAAACCUUAUGUCCUAAAAAUGAACUUCACAAAUAAGUAUGUGAGUGCUCAAGUAAUCCACACACCAACUGCGACAGUAGCUUCUUCUGCAAGCACGCAAGAGAAGACUGUGAGAUUGAGCAUGGAAAAGGCAAAAGAAAAUACUCGUGAUGUUGCAGCUGCUGCAAAAAUUGGCAAGUUACUUGGGGAGCGACUAAUGUUUCAGAACAUAUCUGCUGUUUCAGUUUCAUUGAAGAGAGAACAAAAAUAUCAUGGCAAGGUGAAGGCAGUGAUUGAUUCUUUGAAGGAGGCAGGGGUCAAAUUUUUAUGAAUUAUGUCGUUUCUUCGGCUGAGUUUGCAUUUUUGCUGCUUCUGGAAUGCCGACGUUUUAGCUUUGCAGUUUUUCUUUUUGGUAUUUUUUAAGUAACAAUGCCCAUGCCCAUUGUAAUGUUUAUCUAGGGAAAUAAGCUGUACUUAGAUUAAUGAAAUUACAAGGAUUUUUAUCCACUUAAAGUUUUCUUGGAAACAGUUCAUAUCUGUAGUUUAGUUUCUGUCCUUAGGAAGCAACUUUAUCCAAGAGUUGCAUUUCAAGGCAUAGAAUGAAUAUUUGGCACGUUGAACUUGA
Molecule: messenger RNA, 1189 nt
Organism: Olea europaea var. sylvestris
Lineage: Eukaryota; Viridiplantae; Streptophyta; Magnoliopsida; Lamiales; Oleaceae
Product: 50S ribosomal protein L18-like
Exons: 4
Coding region: 539-895 (118 amino acids)
Biological process (GO): translation
Cellular component (GO): ribosome
Molecular function (GO): structural constituent of ribosome; 5S rRNA binding
Source: RefSeq, a predicted model, not a curated record